AGUACAAUAAUCUGAAGAAGGAACCACUGUAAAUAAAUACCAAAGAACAUGGAAAAGUGCUUUGUUCUUUCCAUGAUCUGUGUAAAUAAAUAAUGUAUGAUAUCAGAAAGGUUCUAACGUUAUAAAAGGCUGUGAUUAUAUUCACAUGAAUAUCGUCAAGGCGCUUCGUUUAAUUAACCCGAGAAAGAAACGCGAUUCCAUCAUGGACACAGCUUUGCUGUUGGAGACGCAGGAGAGAGAGGCAGAGUCCUCUCAGACGUUGAGUGACCACACAUCAGCCACCCAGCUGCUGAGGCUGCAAGUGGAAGACCUGCAGAAGAGACUGCAGGAGAAAGACCACAAACUCUCAGAGGCACAACAGGUUAUCAGAGGUUUACGAGAUGAGAUCCUGGUUCUCCAGAGACAGCUGGAGGCUGAGAGGAGGAAGUCCCAGGAUACAGGGCAACCCCAAGCCAGGAAACCACACAAGGUCCAAUUUAAAAGAGCUUAUAAGCAGCAAGCCAGGAAACCCCACAAGGUCCAGUUCAAAAGAGUUAAUGAGGUCAGUCAGCCCAGUUCCCCUUCGUCAGAGCACUUCCACACUGCCCUCUCAGAUUCCCUCCACAAUGAUGCAACAUCAGCACAGAGAAGGCUUUCGUUGAGGUCAUCAGUUAGACUAGAGGACUGGGGACCCAAACUCAACCCAGAUGGAGUGCUUUUGUUACCACCAGUGGAGCAUGAGGAUGAGGUUGAUGACAUCAAUGAUAAUGAUUACAUCCCUGAUGAAGCUGAUGACGUUAUUGACAUCAAUGACGAUAAUGAUGACACUGGUGACCAUCAUAGGACACCGAGAAGGCCACUGCUGGCGGCCAGACUACCAAAGCACAAAGAGAAGCACAAAGAAGCACAAGGCAUAAAGAGGACUUCCAUUAAAACCAGAGGCCAUGAAUGCAGCACGUGCGGAAAAUGGUUUGCAAAACCAUGUCUCCUCCGCAAGCAUGAACCUGUACAUUCUAAAGAGAAACCAUAUCCUUGCGAACUUUGUGGAAAAUCCUUCAGUCAAGCGCGUUACGCCAAGCUGCACUUUAAGAGGCGCCAUAGCAGUGAGACCCGUGUCGUGAAAGAGAAGACUCAUCAGUGUCAGGACUGCGGGAAAAUGUUUUCCUCCAGUAGCAACCUGAAAACUCAUCAGAUAAGGCACACUGGAGACAGGGCCUAUUCCUGUAAACUGUGUGACAAGAGGUAUUUCACCCUGGGUAGCCUGCGAAACCAUGAAAACGCACAUGCUGGCGUUAGACCCUUCAUGUGUUCGGACUGCGGGCAGUCGUUUACUUCUUCUUCGCAACUAACAAUACACAUGCGCAGGCAUACGGGUGAGAGGCCAUAUCCGUGCUCUCAGUGUCCUAAGGCAUUCGCUAGCACAGCCAUUCUGAGGUCACACCUCUUGACCCACUCUGGUGAAAAGCCACACGUCUGCCCGGACUGUGGACUGACUUUCCACAGGGUCUCGACUCUCAACAGGCACAAGAUCACGCACACUGGGGUGAGGGCUCAUCUCUGCCCAAUUUGUGGAAAGUCGUUCGGUCAAGCAAGCGUCCUCAAGACGCACCUACGCGUUCACACCGGAGACAAACCCCACCGUUGCACCAUCUGUGGGGAAAGGUUCAGCCAGGUACAGACCCUUCAAUCCCACCAGAAACGGGCACACUGUGAAAAAGAACAGAAAGAGCAGGCAUCCAGUACAAGACAAGAACUCAACUGCAGGAACGUGGACAACUGGGUAGUGACGUCACUAAACACCUCCCUCAGAUGACUAAAACCGAGGACGGAUCUGAUUUGAAUGGUCGACUUUAAUGUUGUCGAUGGCUUUGAUAUCCAACACCAUCAAUGUAGCUGAGCACUUAUUAUUGCUACAAAUGUAAUUACUUAAAGGUACACUGUGCAGGAAAUGGUCUGAAAAGGUACUGCAACUAUGUUGCUUAUUGAAACUGGGUUGCCUAUUACCAAAUUUGAUAUUUUCAUGAAGGUUUACUAAGUAAUAAACUAAUAUUGUCUUCUAUGGCCCAAGUACAGUCAUCUUUCAACAUUCAAAAUGGCGGACCAUGGAGAAGAUACCCCUUUGAUGUAGGCCUAUGAAAAGUGCAAUUUUCCCAGUCAUAAUGAAUACUUUGAAUUUGACUGUGGUGGUAAGUAUUCAUGAAAAAAUAGUGAAUGGGUAGCAUGAAACCUGGAAAUAAACAACUUAAAAUCUUACACAGUGUACCUUUAAUAUAUUUUUAGCAUCAAUUGACUGAAAUGAAAUGUCCACUGCGAAUAAUGGAUGUAUUGUGAUCCUAUAGGUACAUGGUAUAAUGUGAUCCUAUUGUUUAGGUAAUAAUAAAUAUUGAUGACAAUAA
Molecule: messenger RNA, 2375 nt
Organism: Engraulis encrasicolus (European anchovy)
Lineage: Eukaryota; Metazoa; Chordata; Actinopteri; Clupeiformes; Engraulidae
Product: zinc finger protein 583-like
Exons: 7
Coding region: 146-1792 (548 amino acids)
Biological process (GO): regulation of transcription by RNA polymerase II
Molecular function (GO): DNA-binding transcription factor activity, RNA polymerase II-specific; RNA polymerase II cis-regulatory region sequence-specific DNA binding
Source: RefSeq, a predicted model, not a curated record